UGUCAUCAGCACCUGCUCCUGCACCAUCUUCAAGGUUCACCACUUAGCUUCAGCUUAUUUGUGGAUAUCCCUUUUUGUUCGUGCUUACUACUUUUGUGAAAGUGUUUUUAGUAUAUUGUGUGUUUAGUUAAGUGAUUUUGAAAACGAAUUUUUUAUUUUGCCAAAAAAUUAAAAAAAAAGAAAAUAUUUAACGUCCUUAAAAACACAAACAAACAUCCUUGAUCCUUUUUAAAAAUGAGGAAAUCUAUACUUCUUUGGAUUACCAUUCCGAUUAUAACGGUCCUUGUGGGGAAAGUGUAUUCUGCCAUCAACUCUGGUGAUAAUUCGAUACAAGCAGUUAAUCGAAAUCAGCUGGAGGAGGGAUUCUUGAGAAAGUUGAACACGAAAUGUAGCCAAAGGGACAACCAUUCGUGCAUGAUGCUAAAAUUAAUCGUCUAUAUGAAUCGAAUAUUCAAGAAGUCAUCCAUUGAUGUCAACGAAAAUGUCAAAGUCACAGAAAAUCGAGGAGUCGAUAUUCCCGACGAUCCAGACGAGGACAUUCUACUGGCUCGUGAGCUGCAGUCGGACGAUGAAACCUUAGGCCUUCUCGUGGCAGGCAAAAUAUGGCGUUUCAUUCGUAGUCGAACACUUCGAUAUAAAGUCACAGAUAACGCUGAAUUUAUAGUCACCACCGAACCGAAAGGCAACAUUAACCUCGGCCUAUCGGUGAGUCCCACAGAAGUGCUGGAGGAAGGCCGUGGCAAGAUGAAAAAUAUGGGUCCUUUGAUGGCAAUGAUGGCAACAAAGAUGGGUAUCAUCGGUGCUAUCUUAAUUAAGGGUUUGAUUCUGCUUACCGGAAAGGCAUUGAUUGUGUCCAAGAUUGCACUGCUCUUGGCUGUUAUCAUAGCUUUGAAGAAACUUCUAGGUCAAAAGCAUAUAUCAUAUGCAGAGCCCCACCAUGAUACCCACAGUACGGGAUGGGGUCGAGCUUUUGAUGGAUUUAUCGAUGGCUUUGCUGGAGUACCUGCUAAAAUGUUGGAUGUUCAUGAAAUGGCUUAUUCAGCUCAACAACCAAAUCCAAUUUAGUUUUUUUUUCUCUUUCUUGUUUUUGAUUUUUGAUUAAAAUUAUAAAACAAUUUGUAAGCGUGUGGUAGUGAAGAUUAUUAAUAUUUUAAAUUUCAUUUUUUCUUCCGACUAAACUAUUUGUUUUGUUUAGAUUUAAGAAUUGUUAUGUUUUCUAUAUUUUAUAUAAACUUACCAUAUGCCAUUUGUUAGAUAAUGCAUCUUUCUUGCUCUUUACUCUCUUAACCUUCUUCCAU
Eupeodes corollae is the source of this 1298-nucleotide messenger RNA. RefSeq lists its product as uncharacterized. Bases 235 to 1065 code for a protein of 276 amino acids. The record is from RefSeq and is a predicted model, not a curated record. The transcript has 3 exons. NCBI's taxonomy places the organism in Eukaryota, Metazoa, Arthropoda, Insecta, Diptera, Syrphidae.